Salvia splendens (bonfire salvia) is the source of this 1350-nucleotide messenger RNA. Its product is annotated as malonyl-coenzyme:anthocyanin 5-O-glucoside-6'''-O-malonyltransferase. The transcript has a single exon. Bases 1 to 1350 code for a protein of 449 amino acids. The record is from RefSeq and is a predicted model, not a curated record. Lineage: Eukaryota; Viridiplantae; Streptophyta; Magnoliopsida; Lamiales; Lamiaceae.
AUGACAACCGUGAUCGAAACCUGCCGUAUUCCGCCGCCACAAGACUCCGCGGCCGAGCUGUUCCUGCCGCUCUCCUUCUUGGACAUGACUUGGCUGCAUUCCAAUCCGAUGUACGUCCUCAACUUCUACAACUACCCAUGUUCUGAAGCUGAAUUCUCCAACACCAUUGUUCCAAGCCUCAAACACUCUCUCUCUCUAACCCUCAAACACUACUUCCCCGUCGCCGGAAAUCUCCUCUUCCCUCUCGACUCCGACGCCCCGAAACCCGUUCUCCGCUACACCCCCGGCGACACCGUAGCGCUCACAAUCGCCGUCUCCAGCCUCGAAUUCGACAAGCUCAUCGCGAAUCACGCUAAAGAAUCCGACCAAUUCUACAAUUUCGUACAGCCGGCGGCGCCGCUGAUUGAAGAAGAAAAUUACAAAAUUGCCCCUGUGAUCUCCCUCCAGGCGACGCUCUUUCCCCGCCGCGGAAUCUGCAUCGGUGUGAACUUCCACCACAGCCUCUGCGACUGGAGAUCCAUCGUCGGAUUCGUCAAGGCGUGGGCCGUGAUCAACAAAUCCGGCGACGAUGAGGCUUUGGCCGAAUCUCUGCCGGUUUUUGAGAAACCCGACUCCGAAGCUUCUAGAAGAGUCGAUGGAAUAUUCUGGAAUGCAAUGAAGAAUAUUCCUUUCAAGACGGUGGUGUCUCUCCCACGGCCGACUAAUAGAGUGAGAGCUUCGUUCAUCCUCCGCCAAUCCCACAUAAAAAACCUCAAGCAUCGGUUCUUAUCGGCGAGGCCGAGCCUAGAUCGGGUCUCCACUUUCACAGUUGCGGCGGCGUAUGUCUGGACCACGCUGGUGAAGUCGCACGGCAGCGGCGGAGAAGAAGAUGAGGUGUUCGUUUUUCCGGCUGACGCGAGAGGGCGGCGGAACGCGCUGUUCGAUCCGCAGGUGGCCGUGAAUUACUUCGGGAAUUGCUUGGGCGGUGGGGUGGUGAUAGCGGAGCAUCGGAAGUUGGCAGCGGAGGAUGGAUUUGUUGCGGCGGCGGAGGCCAUCGGUGAUGUGAUCAAGGCCAAAAUCUACGACGGAGAUGAGUUGCUUAAAAGUCCGGAAGAUCGGCUGUCGAUGAUGUCGUUGCCUGAUAGGGUUUUCGGGGUUUUGGUGGUGUAUGGUUCGCCCAAGUUUGAGUAUAAGGAGGCGGAUUUUGGGUGGGGGGUGGCGAGGAAGGUGGAGAUUCUGUCGUUGGAUGAUGAGAAAUAUGGAAUGUUGUUGAGUAACUCCGGCGACGGUGGUUUGGUUAUCGAUUUGUCGCUGCCCAAGGAGAUGAUGGAGUGUUUUGCUUCUAUAUUUGAAGAUGGCCUAAUAGUAUGA